Messenger RNA from Rubroshorea leprosula, 797 nucleotides. The record is from the annotation of a GenBank genome assembly. NCBI's taxonomy places the organism in Eukaryota, Viridiplantae, Streptophyta, Magnoliopsida, Malvales, Dipterocarpaceae.
AGAUUAAUUACUCAUACUUAUGGCUAAGGCGGCAACUAGAGUUUGCACAUAUGCUAUAUGUCAUCGGUUACUCGCUGGUGUCCUGUUGGGAUAGGAAAUGAAGCAAAGCCAGACUCAGGCAUUCGCUAUAUCCACAAGCAGGCAUCAACGGUAACUAAACUCAAGUCAACAACGUCAACGCUUCCUCAGAACAGUGGAAAAUUUCAGGAACAAGAAGCGACGAGAAAUGUUUAUGCCAAUAUGGACGAAUUACCGGAGGAAGAGGAAGGUAGGAAGACGCUCAAGGAUUUCUUUGAGGCCUGCAAAGAGUUUAUCGGAUCAGACGGCAGUCCGCCUCGCUGGUUCUCUCCUUUGGAGUGCGGCUGCAGGGCACCGGAUUCUCCCCUGCUUCUCUUGUCUAACCCAGCUACAUCCUUUGGCAAGUCAGAACUGAAACCUCUUCUACCUUUACUACAAAGCAGUCCAGAUGAAUUCUUUCUUUUGGCAAGAAAUUCCAUGUUAACCUUAACCACAGGUGACCAUUUGAGGAUGUUGAUGGAUAAUGUAGUGAAGGGCAUUCCUCUGGGACAAUCUGUUGUUGGAAAGCUGUCACAGGAUAUUGUUGCUGCAUCAUCUAACCCCUCUGUUCUGGUUGAAAUCUUACCCAAGGAAUUGCUCGAAUGGAAGCUACAAAUGCUGAAAUCUGCUUCUGCAUAUUCCAACUCUCAUCUCCAUGCCACAAAAGCUGAAGUGCUAUUACUUUGCAGGUAACUUGUUGAUUUCACUUUCAGUUUUGAAGAGCUAUUGAUCAAUAUUAA